This is a messenger RNA of Porites evermanni, 9680 nucleotides long. The record is from the annotation of a GenBank genome assembly. Lineage: Eukaryota; Metazoa; Cnidaria; Anthozoa; Scleractinia; Poritidae.
GCUGAAAAUUGUGUGGAAAGGUGCCAUUACACACAUGUUUACAGAGACAAAAAGUGUGUCACAGCUUCACCAACAACAACACCAUCAACACAGUCAAUAGGUACAGGAAACCCAACAUCCAUUCCGUUGACAACUGUGAUACCGAGAACAGGGUCUACAAAUAUUGUGAAACCAACGACAGGGAAACCAGUACCACCAACAAGAAGGCCAGCAAAAGGGAAGCCAACAACAAUGAAGUUAACUGCAGGAAAGUCGAGCACUAUGAAUAUAACUAUAGGUAACCCAACAUCAUCAACUCCAACCACGGGAAAACAAGUAACUACAGGACCAGCAUCUUCGAGAACCAAAGCAAGGCAACAGGGUUUGUAAUUAAAUUUAAACCAACCAAAGGGUAUGGGGAAACCGGAAAAAACAAGGGAAACAGAAAAAGGUAGGAAAACAGGAGAACUAAGGAAAAACAAAGGAAAAAAGUUGAAAACAAAGCAAUAGAAAACUACAAAAGCAAAGGGGGAAACAAGGAAAAUAUAGGAAAAUAUAGGGAAACAGGGGAAAACAUCGGAAGACAAGGGAAGUGGAAACACACUGUCAGGGAAACAGAGGGAAAAAAUGGGAAAACAGGGGGGACUACCGAGAACAAAUCCAGCUUGCGAGUCAGGUCGUAUGCUUGGUGACCAGCAUUAAUUCACACAAUAUUGAGAGAAACGUCUCCUUGGGUAACACCUUCCAGCCUCUGAGAUCAGCACCCUUUGCAGUUGUAAAUUGUAAAAAAAGUGCGCAUGCGUAGUAAGGAACCGUACAUGAAGCCGAUCAAAAAGUGUUGAGUUAAUUUGCAACAGGCUUUAUCCUCGCGUUCCUUGCUUUGUGUGUUAGAAAGUUCGACUGCUCGCAAACAGUUCAAUGCGUUCAUGGUAAAAUUUGUGGAAAAUUUAAAAAUUCGAAUCACAAAUAACACAAAACUCAAAGGCCAAAUCUAAGCUGAUAUGAACGGCUUGUUUUAUUAGCUGACGAGAAACGAUCCUCAUAGAUUUUCAUGGAAUAUUACCGGGUGUGAAUAUUCCAACAGACUAAUUUGACAGUUUGUCCUUCCUUAGUUGACUGUUAACAAAGACAGGAAGCGAGUCAAGAAUUCCAAGUCAGUAAAUAAGUGAUAAUUCGAUCUUCCAGACUUACGUCAACGGGUUACUUAACAAGAUAGUUAAUCAGUAAUUUACUUUGUUUAAAUAAUGGGUAUAAAGGACAUGAUCGUCCCAAUGGUAAUUGAAAUUUAAGCAAUUGCAAAUUAACCCGAAAAAAAUUGAGAGUCUUCAACGGGAUAUGAAACCAUGAUCUCGGCUUUGGCGCUGCAGUGCUUUACAAACUGAGCUAUAAAGACCCUUACAUUGAUAGAAGGCCAAUUUGUUGACUUCGUCUUAACCCAUGAAAGGAAUGAAACAUAGAGUGAAGUUUGUUGUUUGUUUGUUGUCGUUUUUUAAUUACAGAUGUAGCUGUGAUCAGCAUCCGCAAAAUACCACUCAGAUAGAGGGAGGAAACGUAACUUUCACUUGUGACGCGACAACAAAUCCUGCAUCAUCAUUCUUAUGGACUAAAGACGGAUCUGUUGUGAAUGCGACCUCAACGAUUAUUUUGUCAUCUGAUAACAAACAAUUGACGAUAAUUAAUGUCUCCAGAGGAGACAGUGGACACUACACCUGUGUGGCUACUAACGACGUAAAGACAGUUCAAUCCAAUGCUGCCUUACUUGAUGUACAAUGUAAGAAUGAAAGCUCAGUAUUCCUCCUUUCCUUAGAAAAGAAAAUUUUCAAUCGUGUAACUGCGCGUUUCCCGUCCCUUUUUAAAUGCAAGCACUACAAACUGAUUCCUAGUCUAUUAGAUCGUAACAAUACCGGAAGAAAGUGAAAAUGAAGAGAUACACAGUAAAGUUUUCAGUCUUUUUAACAUACAUUGAGUUCUUUUUUUACAUAGUCUAGAAAACCUCAGGUGAUUCCUUCUCAAACAAAUCGCAAUCGCUCGAGUACUGGCCCUACCUAAUUCCUAUGGAGCCACCAUUAUAAAGCGACUAUUUUGUGCAUAUCUUUGUGUGCAUUUAAUCUCCGUCUUUCACUGUUAUUUUCUUUUAUUUUCUUGAAAUAUUUUUUACAGUGGUACCAAAUUCGCCAGAAAAUAUGACAGUCAUCUUUAAGACCUCAAGAGUUAUAACUAUCUCAUGGACAAGCGGUUUCAAUGGCAACAGUGAUAUUCUUAACUAUACUGUGGAGAUUAGUACAGAUAAUCAGACAUUUGGAGAGGUUACAUGCCAAAGGCUGUCAGGUAGUGGCUGUGUGGCAUCCAGCUGCUCCCUCACAAGAGUUUCUAUUGAAGGCCUUCAUCCUGGAAAGACAUAUUACAUCAGGGUGUUUGCAACUAACAAAGUUGGUUCCAGUACUACUAGCUCAGUAAUCACCACAACCACAGAUGAGGAAGGUACAAAGAUGUUAAGUAACAUUGCUCAGCCGCUUCAGGCAAAAUUAAGUUACUCGUGUUGUACUUGUAACUUUAUGUGCAUAUAAGUUUUGGCCACUGUUUUAGUACUCACACUGUUCUUUAAAUGUUGUGCAUUGUGAAGUGCGAGUAGAAAAUGGUAAAGAGGGUGGUGUAAAAAAGGGCUCAUCACUGACAGAUUGCACUAGUAAAGGACGACAAGAUUUUGAUGACUAUCCUUGGCAAGAACAAGCCUAGUGCCGUCUUGUACCGUGUAAAGGGGCGUAAAAGGUUAGACUCCCACAAACUGUCCUCUAUAUUUCCUUCACACCAAGUACACCUUUUGAAAUUCUGUCCUCUGAGACUCUAAGAAUUAAGAAAAUAUAUCCCUUAUUUGCUCAAGACAAAAGCAUGGUAAAGGAUUUUAGUGAAAUAGCUAUAGCGUCAUCAGUCAAUCGUCCUGUUAAAUAAUAAACCUUUUAAUUCCCAAUACAGCCUUCAUUGAAUCAGCUACUGUAGAAUCCGUAUUUCUCGAAAAGGUGGUUUUUAAAAAUUUAAUUCUCCAUAAUUAGGACCAAAACCAACUUCCCGUCACCAGUCAAACACUGUGAUUUUAUCACCGAUUUGCCAAACCUUCCGAUAAUUCGAAACAAUUUGCUUUUCCCAAGGUGGUUCUAAAAAUUAGGAUUUCAUGGUGUCGGUCUACGGUUUCCUUUGAAGAGUCGUCGAGUUAAACCCCUAAUUUUACUUCUUUCUUUCUUUCUUUCUUAAUUUUAUUCUUUUACUCAGAGCCAAAUGCUCCUCCAUUUAAUGUCCAAGGACAUAACACAAGUUCUACUAGUAUUUUGGUGCAGUGGGGUGAUGUUCCCGCAGCUGCUCAAAAUGGCAUUAUACUGCGCUACACAGUUACCUACACAUCGCUUCCAGGUGGUAGUACACGGACCAAGGUGGUGAAUUCUCCAACAACUAAAGCGAUUCUGACAGGACUCAAUAAAUACACCAACUACAGCAUAACAGUGUUUGCUUCAACUUCAAAAGGAGAUGGAAAUGUUAGUGAGCCAAUCGUUGUCGUCACGGACGAGAGCAGUAAGUAAAUACAAAGAGAAAAAAAUUUGACACCCUGCACGGCCUAAUUAUUAACUAAUAAUUGUUGAACUUAAUUAACUUAAUUAAUUAAACUUAAUUAAACACCUUACGUCGAUUUUGAAAAGCUUGGGCGUUGUCUACGAUUAAGUGAACAGCACGUAUUAACACAAGAAUCAUACAUUUUGGUAAAAAUCUCCUUAAUAAUCUUUUUUAAUCAAGAUGAAAUAUAACAUAAUUUAGUUAGCCACUCGGAAACGUCGCUCAGAUCAAUUUAUGAGAGAAGAGUAGUAUCAUCAGCAAAGAGAAAAAUAUGUAAUUUAUUAGAGGAUUUAUGAAUAUCACUGAUGGACAUCAAAAAUAAAAUAGGUCCCAAUACAGAUUCCUGAGGGACUCUACAGAGAUUUAGUUUCUUUUGAUAAGGAGUGCUCGCCAAUUUGGGUUACUUGAGAUCGACCUUUCAGAUAAAAAGAGAACCAAUCUAAUAUAAUAUCCCUGAGUCCAUAGUGAUUUAGCUUGCAUAAUAAUAGCUUGCAUGAUCAACUGUGUCAAAUGCCUUUUUAAGAUCGAUAAAAAUUUCACAAGAAAACAUUUCUUUGUCCUAAUUGUUUUGAAUCCUAUUUACUAUGUCAAUUAUUGAACGCUGUGUAGAGUGUUUCUCUCUAAAGCAGUACUGUGACUCAUAAGAAAGAUCAUUUGCCUCAAAAAACGACUUCAGACGUUUGUACAUGCUUUUUUCAAAAAUUCUCUUGCAAAAAAAGAGGGGGGAUAUUAGACGAUAAUUGUUAGGGUCUGAAUCAUCACCACUUUUAAAAAUAGGAACCGCCCCUGUCUUGAUUAGCUUUAAUUUGUUAGGGUAGGCUCCCUUGAGGAUAGAAGCAUACAUUUUUUCCAUAAGUGGUAUACUUAUUAAACGUUUUGCAACUUUUAAGAUGAUUUUCGGGAAGAAUAAGCCCCAUCUGACUUCCCGAUAGGCAAAAGCAAUAUUUCGGAUUCCAUUUCGGCAGGAUUAACAGGAGUAACGUAAAAGAAUUUUUGACAAAUAUGUUCAAAAUACUCCGAAAAUGACGUUCAGAGUGAGGUAGCUUGGCAGCUAAAAUAGCUGCACAUGACGCGAUAUAAUUGUUCGCGACGGUUAGUAAUUUCUGCGAAUCGUGAAUUAAUGGACCACUAUGUUCAUCCUUUGAAGUUCACUUUUGCAGUCUUGCAGUCUCAUAAAAGACCAACGACCUACGUUCCUAGGGUGAUGCAAAUAUAGACAACAUUACAAACCUCGGUUACGCGGCUCUACAAUAUAAAUACAUUGUCCAGCAAAAAGGGGAGAUGAGAAUAGGUAAAUGUAUCUACCAGAUAAUGCUAUCUUGAUGUAACCUCAAAUUCUCUAAACUAAUUUUACCGGGAAAUGUAGAGCAGCCUGGAGAGAAAGGAGGAUAACUUAUCAGAUCUACUGUUACAAUUACCCUUUUUUGCAGGACCUUCCGCCGCUCCUUUACUGAAUAGUGUGACUGUAUUGAAUAGCACCAGUGUACUGGUGGGAUGGGAAUGCGUUCCUAAGGAAUAUAGAAAUGGCAUCAUCACUCAGUACACCAUAUACUAUAGGGACGAACUGAAGAAGGCGGAAGGGACAAGGGUCGUCAUACCACCUAAUAAAACGGUAAUCAUCAAUGGACUGAGACAAAAGGCUGAAUAUUUAUUUUGGAUUUUGGCUGCAACUUCGAAAGGGAAUGGCCCACCCAGCAACACGAUAAAGCCAACAACUGAUGGUAAGGAGAUUUCAAAAUGCUACUCUUCCAUACUUAAUCAUAAACAAUCGGUUUUCAUUUUUUUUUCUCUUAGGUUGGCAGUUUUAAAGAACUGUAUAUCGGAUACGAUGGAAUCACCUUAAUGGCGAACGACAAACGCCAGUUUGUACCAAAUGAUUAACUUAUCGUUAAAUGUUCAUUAUAUCUGCACCGAAAAGUAUAUAUUAAGUAGCUCCAUGCCCUUUUCAUCCAUAAGGAUUACUUUGGAUAGCCUUUCUUAAUCUCAAGUUUUCUCUCAUUCUUUCCACUUACUAGAUACAUUUAAGGGUUAUGCUUAUUCUGGGGCCUGUACAAGUUUUAAAGUAAGCCCAUGCUUGUUUAUUAUUCACAAAAUUUUUCCGGAAUAUCCUGUUGGAAAGUAAAUGUAACAGGAUCUCUUGGGUCGUUUCAGCGGAAAAUUUCCGGGAGCAACGGAACACCUAAAAAGGUAGUCCUGUUUUUCCGGACGUAAUAUUCCACACGGAAAUUUGUGUUCCAUUUGCUCAAAGCCAUGUUUGAUACCAGUUUCAGGCUUUGGACCGUUUUUUCGGUAAAUGGAACUGAUUUGUACAAAUGGUAAAUGCGACUUCCGCGAUGAAAUUUACCAGUUCUGAAUUUUGCCCACCAUUUGCCCAAACCGUCAACCGUCCGCUUUGCCCACCUAAAUGGUAAACAACCCUUAUUGCUACCAAAGGCGCUGGCGCUGAAAUUAGUAAAAAUCGUUUCUUUUAGCCGUGCCCACGAUUUUGCCACCUGUUGAAGAAGCCAUUGGUGCAAUUCAAGCGUCCGUCAAAUUUGUCAACAAGCACUUCUUGAGUACUGGAAGUCCUGUGAAGUAUGUACAUGUCUCUGUGAGGUGCUUUUAAAGUUGCUGUUUAUUUCAUUUCAUUUCCUUUUUUUUUUUUUUUUUCAUCCUAAAGCUUCAAGAAAUGGUUAGUAAGUAUUAUUUAUAUUAGGUGCCGAAUUCUGCAAAGAAAAGUACGAGUCAAACCUUAGCCUGAGCUAGUGGACUUAGGCCUGUCUCAAUUAAGUUCGUCUGAAUGAGUUUGGGUCGUCCCACACGUUCUAUCCGUCUGCUUUAGACGGAUAGAACGUCUGAAGAUCGUCCCCGACGCAAACGUCGGUCUUCACAUGCGACGAACUAAACUAGCAAAUUAAAAAUUUGUGUGAGUACAUUAUUAUUUUAGCCUUGUUGGGGAGAAAAUUUAUUAAAACUGCUUAAGGUCUGAUUCAGUUGAUUAGUUUGGCGCGUCCUAAGUUAGACGUCUUACCCCAAGCAGCGAUUUUGACUUAACUCAGGUGGACCCAAAUUAGAGUUUGGUUCGUCUCAUGAAAUGUUGUAGAUUUGGCCUAGGCCUUAGAGUUCCUUUUGACAAAGUUAUCGGGAAAAAAGAGUUUUCUUUAUGUAACUGAAUAAUUUUGUCAUGUCGCUAUCAGAUAUUUCCGAAUGAUUGUUAUCACGCUACCGAAAGGAGCAGAGCCAGGAAAUCCAGCAGACGAAAAGUACCAAAACGUUACUCGCGUGUAUGAUGACCAAUUGGAUGGCAAGCCUUACAUUACUGCUGAGUUUGAAAGAGAGGAAUCAAGAACGACAUUUAUUGUUGGGGAUGGGAAGUAUUACUCACGGAGUGGUAUAACUGACGCUGAAAGAAAACGCAGAGCUACCUCAUGUAAGUUGGCAAUGACUACACGAAUACGGGCAACUCUUCUUCUAAACUUCUUACAACUGUUCCGAAACACCACUGACCGAAUCACAAAACAAAAAACAUGAAACAACAAUAUAAAAACCAACUAUAAGAACAGACUUUAUUACAUGGUUUGCAGUGUAGUAGAAAUCAUAAAAAUUUCCCAAUUAUGAUUUCCCUUCAAAUCAAUGGAAGUCCUGAAUUUUUUCCAGGCUUCUUACGCAAUUGCCGAAAUUGAGUUCACAACUGUGAGGAUCAUUCUUCAUUUGAGGGUGUUAAUGUUAUACUUAAAGGAGUUUUUCAUGAGAUAUACAACGUCGUCAAUGUCGUUAGUGUUUAUAUUAAUUUAUUUUUGUAUGAAUUAUUAAUGCCCUUUGCCUAAUUAUAUCUUUGAAAUAUAUGAGCAUUCGAAAAUUAGUCAUCGGCUGAUAUUAAUGGUUUUUAGAUGUUACCAAGUACCUGAAUGGGAAGCUAAAGGAGAAGACAGAGUACGUGGUCUUUCAGAGAUCUUUUGACAAAGAUGGCAACUAUGAAAACGAGGGAUUCAUUCAAUUUGCGACGAAAAGUAAGUUAUGUUGGUUGGUUUGUUUGCUCUAGACAUAUUAUUCUUGCAUGAGUUUCCUUUAACAUACUUUGAGCAAAUUACCGUCUUUCGAAUUUAUUUCGAAAACCUCGUGUUAACCCUCGAAGGCAGAAGCAAAUUUAAACCCAACUGCCCCCAACCUCCGUUUUUGCUGUGUUACAAUGGAGAAUGAGAAUUGACGUUUGCGGCAAACGGCAAACAUCAUAUUCAAGUUCACGGUUUUAAAAAGUAAGGAAAUACUGAAGCAGAUUAAAAUAGCCAAAAUUAAAAAAUAGUAAUCAUGGAAGAAUCAAUUGGCACGGAACAACUUCUUUUUCGGAGAUAUAGUUAGUAGUAAACGGCAAUUAAAAUGAACAUUUUAUCAUGUCGGCCAAAUUCAAGUUUUCUGUUUAAUUCUACAGCUAUCGUGGUCGACAGCCUGCAAUGAUCGAGUUCUACGCAAAGAUGUAAAAAUUAUAUCAUGAGCAGCUGAUCGGGAGCUGUAGCUUUAGUCAAUAAAAAAGGCUAAAAGUGGAUUUCUAUAAAGAUUCAAAAUUACGCAGAAAAAGUUAGGCAAUAAGCAGUUUAUUCAUGCUCAAGCUAAAAUAUAUAUAGCUCUCCGCGCGCUUCUCCACUUUUCGUACUUUCUACGCCUGAGAGACGCAGCUUGCAAUAUUAAGAUAUAGUCGAAAAAUAAAUAUCCCAAUAGAGAGAAGUCAUUACGUCGCGUUGCAUUGGAAUCAAAAUAUCUGGAUCUCAACAAAUCUUGAUCCUACAAAUAUGGCAGAAAAAAUAAAAAUAUUGACAUGUAUGACUUUCCAAUGCAUGAUUUCACUCAGGGACAAAACGGUAACCCAUACUUAUCUUCCAUCGUUCGAUACUACAAAUGGUCGUCUUUGCGAAGAAAGGUUGUUGAGAUCCAGAAUACCAUGAUAAUAUGACGUCUCACUUCUCCUCUCUAAGGCACCCAAAAAAGUGCGGUUGACUGAAAAAAGAAAUAUCAUACCAAAGAAAAAGACAGGGGAAUAUGAGCUUGCAAGGACAGAUGUAUGAGCAAGUAGAGCGGACACAAUUACUUCUGAUCAUCUUCCUGUCAUGGGAGUCUUUCAAGAGAUUACUAUAGUUCACUAUACUAGAGAAGUAACUUUUUGGUUUUAAUGUUCCCUUUAAAGGUGGUUGCAUACUGUAGGUGUCAAUAUGUUUGCCCAGCCGUUCUUUAGUUUCAUGAGCAUCGUCGCGCAUUCCUUGGCAACCAAUCAGGGUUGAAGAGCUUUCAUAGCGUCUAUGAUAUGCAUGAUAUUGCGCGUAAUAUGACACAUCUACGAACUUUGUUGAUCUGGAAGUAAAUGUCCCGAGAACAAUAGGCAUUCUGCACGAUGCUUUCUCCUUUCUAUCCUAUUUCUUUGUCCUCUUUUAGUUAGCUAUUACUUGUUUUAAAUAUUGGUCUGCUUGUUUGUGAAUUUCAGAAGAGAAUGAUUCUGAAUCGUCGUCCAAGCCUUCAACAGUUAUCAUAGUGUCCGUAGUGAUAGUCCUGGUGAUUCUUCUGUUAGUGGGUGUUGCGAUUAUUGUUUGGCGUUAUCGAAGAUCCUAUAAUGGUAUGUUUGAUUUAAUUUUCAUGAAGUUUCUCUAUAUAAGCUGUCAUAUUUAUGUGGGUGAUAUUCAAAAUAUACUCCGAUGUAAUGACGAUGAAGAUAACAAGUUUUUAAUUUCAGUGUCAAAUGUCUAAUGGUUAGUUAUUGACACCUUGCUCAGACUUACCAGUUCCUUUUUUAUAUUACGACAGAAAGUACAUGUUGUUCUAAGAGAAAAAAAGAUAAAUUAAGUCAAGAAAACAUAGAAAUGUCCGACAACAGCAAGCUAUCGACGUCAGGAGGUUACUACAACUCUAUUCAGCUACAUGACGAGCUACGCUCUGUUGAAAGACCAGCAAAAACAUGCCAGGACACCUAUGAAGACGUACUUUCUGACGAGCCUACCUACUAUACUGACGUUAAUCCAGAUCAAGAGAGAAUUUAUCAAGAAAUUAAGAAUGAGAAUCAUUAUCAGCCGUUAGAUUUGAAUAGACCAGCAGUUUAUGAAAAGAGUCAAGGGUCAAGUAAGAUUUUCAUGUAA